GUUAAGAUCGCCCAGGCCUCUGCAACGCAACGCCCCACUGCCACCCCCAAGUGCGGCUCUUGCAACAGCUGUCACCGCCGGCGCCAGCGGGACCUAAUCCAGCCCGGGCCGAGGUCACAGCGGAGGAGCGAUGUCCCACCGCAGUCCCGGCAGGAGCCUCGGGCCGCCCGCGCCGCCGCCGCCGCCGCUGCCGCUGCUGCUGCUGCUGCCGUUGUUACUGCAGCUUUCCUGGGCAGCCGCCCUGGAGCCUACAUCAACAGGAGUCUACUAUGCAACCGCAUACUGGCUACCUGAUUCGAAGACAGUGGAAAUCAAGAAUGUACUGGACAAGAGUGGGGAUGCCUACGGCUACUACAAUGACUCCAUUAGAACCACAGGCUGGGGCAUCCUGGAGAUUAAAGCUGGGUAUGGCUCUCAGGUCCUGAGCAAUUCCAUCAUCAUGUUUCUGGCUGGCUACCUGGAGGGCUACCUCACUGCUCUACACAUGUAUGACCACUUCACAAACCUGUACCCACAGCUGAUCAAGGACCCUUCCAUCAUGGACAAAGUGAAGAACUUCAUGGAUAAGCAAGAUACGUGGACUCGGAAAAACAUCAAAGAACAGACGGAUGACCCGUUUUGGAGACACACCGGCUAUGUUGUGGCACAGCUGGACGGGCUGUAUGUCGGAGCCCUGAAAAGAGCUACAGUGGAAAACGUAAAGCCCUUGACGAUGUCCCAAGUUCAGUUUCUGAAUGCCGUUGGCGACCUGCUGGACCUCAUCCCCUCGCUAUCUCCCACAAAAGACGACAGCAUGAAGGUGUUUAAGAGAUGGGAUAUGGGCCACUGCUCUGCUCUUAUUAAGGUCCUUCCUGGAUUUGAGGACAUCUACUUUGCCCACUCGAGCUGGUACACAUAUGCAGCCAUGCUCAGGAUCUACAAACACUGGGACUUCAGCAUAAAGGACAAAGACACCAAAAGCAGCCGGCACUCCUUCAGCAGCUACCCAGGGUUCUUGGAGUCUCUGGAUGACUUUUACAUUCUUAGCAGUGGCUUGAUACUGCUACAGACCACCAACAGUGUAUAUAAUAAAACCCUGCUGAAGUUUGUGGAACCUGAGACUCUCCUGGCCUGGCAAAGAGUCCGUGUGGCCAACAUGAUGGCAGACAGUGGUAAGGACUGGGCAGAGAUCUUUUCAAAGCACAACUCUGGUACCUACAACAAUCAGUAUAUGGUCCUGGACUUGAAGAAGGUUCAUAUCAAAAAGCGCCUUGAUGAAGGCACUCUGUAUAUCGUGGAGCAAAUUCCUACAUACGUAGAAUAUUCGGAACAAACCAAUGUUCUAAGAAAAGGAUACUGGCCUUCCUACAAUAUCCCUUUCCAUGAGAAAAUCUACAACUGGAGUGGCUAUCCGCUGCUGGUUAAGAAGCUGGGUUUGGACUACUCUUAUGACUUAGCUCCCCGAGCCAAAAUCUUCAGGCGCGACCAAGGGAAAGUGACUGAUAUGGCUUCCAUGAAAUAUAUCAUGCGAUACAACAAUUAUAAGGAGGACCCCUACAGUAAGGGUGAUCCCUGCAAUACCAUAUGCUGUCGUGAGGACCUGAAUGAAGCCAGUCCAAGCCCUGGAGGUUGCUAUGACACCAAGGUGGCAGACAUCUUCCUUGCAUUUCAGUAUACAGCCUAUGCCAUUAGUGGUCCCACGGUACAAGAUGGUCUCCCCGCUUUUGACUGGAAUCGGUUUAACAAAACUCUUCAUGAAGGGAUGCCAGACAUCUAUAACUUUGAUUUUGUUACCAUGAAACCAAUUUUGACAGAGGACAUAAAGUGAAGGAUGAGGAGGAAAAAGAAAGCUGCGAAUAAGACUCCAAAGGCACUAUUUUAGCUAUAUUUUCCCAUCUGUACUCUUAAUAAAGAAAUAUUAA
Molecule: messenger RNA, 1901 nt
Organism: Onychomys torridus (southern grasshopper mouse)
Lineage: Eukaryota; Metazoa; Chordata; Mammalia; Rodentia; Cricetidae
Gene: Plbd1
Product: phospholipase B domain containing 1
Exons: 11
Coding region: 131-1807 (558 amino acids)
Biological process (GO): phospholipid catabolic process
Cellular component (GO): extracellular region
Molecular function (GO): glycerophospholipase activity
Source: RefSeq, a predicted model, not a curated record